Momordica charantia (bitter melon) is the source of this 2472-nucleotide messenger RNA. RefSeq names its product laccase-4. Gene Ontology annotation, cellular component: apoplast. Lineage: Eukaryota; Viridiplantae; Streptophyta; Magnoliopsida; Cucurbitales; Cucurbitaceae. Gene Ontology annotation, biological process: lignin catabolic process. The record is from RefSeq and is a predicted model, not a curated record. Gene Ontology annotation, molecular function: hydroquinone:oxygen oxidoreductase activity; copper ion binding.
CCUAACCAAAUUGUUCACCUCCUUCCCACUGACAUUUACAACAUGCUUGUAACAGAGACAGACUACAGCAGUCAUACAUUCACGAGGCUAAAUUUCCAAAAGUUGCUCGUUAUAACGAUCGAGUUCUGAAUAAAUAUCUGCUAUGUAUCAGAAACCCCAUUCUCGAGAAGAACGGUGAACAAAUGUACGCUAUCUAUAACCACUAGAGUAAGAGUCAAUCUAACAUGUGAAUAAUGAAGAAAGUCUAAAGAAAGUGUUUAAGAGAAAACAGGGGACCAGCACCUAAAAUUAAACAGUAUUGUUCAGACAUUAGUUGGUUUUCUAGAGAGUUUCUUGGCUUCCAGAGCUACGGAUUGGUCCAUCUGAAAAGUAACUUUAUGUGAGAUGUAAGGUAUCACUGAGAUACACACAGCAGAAAUUUGCUUAAGAAAUCUUGUUUCCUAAGAGAACCUAUAGCUCCAUCACUCACCUACCAUGCAAAAACGACAUUUCAGCUACGCUUUAUAUAAGGGAGGCUUCCAUAUUCUUUAUUCAUUGCAUCGAAACGAGGCCAAUAUACAACAGAGGGAGAGAGAAGAGAGAGAUAUGGGUUUAAUAAUUCGAGUUCUGGUUCUGGUGGCUUGCAUCUUCCCAGCUUUGGUUGAAUGCCGAGUUCGGCAUUACAAGUUUGAUGUGGUUUUGAAAAAUACUACCAAACUCUGCUCGAGUAAGCAAAUCGUCACUGUUAACGGAAAGUUCCCGGGGCCUACCAUCUAUGCCAGGGAAGAUGACACAGUGCUUAUUAAGGUUGUUAACAAUGUCCAGUACAACCUCUCCAUUCACUGGCAUGGAAUUCGGCAGCUUCGAACCGGUUGGGCUGAUGGACCGGCUUACAUUACCCAGUGUCCAAUCCCACCAGGACAAAGCUAUGUAUACAACUUCACCAUUACUGGCCAAAGAGGCACCCUUCUAUGGCAUGCGCAUAUUCUCUGGCUGAGGGCGACUGUCCAUGGUGCUUUAGUCAUCUUGCCCAAGCUUGGUGUGCCAUAUCCAUUCCCAGCUCCUCAUAAAGAAGUCGUCGUUGUAUUAGCUGAGUGGUGGAAAUCCGACACCGAAGCCGUGAUCAACGAAGCUUUGAAAUCAGGAUUAGCUCCAAAUGUAUCAGAUGCUCACACAAUCAAUGGUCAUUCAGGACCCAUCUCAAACUGUUCUUCGCAAGGGGGCUUCACUUUGCCUGUCAAGAGUGGAAAUACGUACUUACUGCGCAUAAUCAAUGCUGCACUCAAUGAGGAGCUCUUCUUCAAGAUAGCUGGGCACAAGCUCACAGUUGUGGAGGUAGAUGCUACCUAUGUGAAGCCAUUUAAAACAGACACAAUUGUGAUAGCCCCAGGCCAAACCACCAAUGCCCUCAUAACUGCUGACCAAACCUCUGGCAAGUACUUAGUUGCCGCCUCCCCUUUCAUGGACUCCCCGAUCACAGUCGAUAACAACACCGCCACUGCCACUCUCCACUACUCCGGCACACUUUCUACCACUGCAACAACCUUAACCGCCCCACCUCCUCAAAACGCAACCCCAGUUGCCAACAACUUCAUAAACUCUCUCAGAAGCCUUAAUUCAAACACCUUCCCUGCACUACUCCCAUUGACGAUUGAUCAUCAACUUUUCUUCACCGUUGGCCUUGGAAUCAACCCUUGCCCGACCUGCAAGGCCGGGAAUGGAAGCCGAGCAGUGGCUAGCAUUAACAAUGUCACAUUCGUGAUGCCAACCACGGCCUUACUUCAAGCUCAUUACUUCAACAUCAAUGGAGUCUUUACAACUGAUUUCCCUGGUAACCCACCUCAUGUUUUCAACUACACUGGCAGUGGACCGUCAAAUUUGCAGACGGUAAGAGGGACCAAGCUUUAUAAGCUGAAAUACAACUCUACGGUGGAGCUUGUUUUACAAGACACUGGGAUCAUCGCACCAGAAAACCACCCAGUUCAUCUCCAUGGGUUUAAUUUCUUCGUUGUUGGGAAAGGAAUUGGAAAUUAUGACCCUAAAAAUGACCCUAAAUCGUUCAAUCUCGUCGACCCCGUUGAGAGAAACACCGUCGGAGUGCCUUCCGGUGGAUGGACAGCCAUCAGAUUCCGAGCGGAUAAUCCAGGAGUUUGGUUUAUGCAUUGCCAUUUGGAAGUGCACACAACAUGGGGAUUGAAAAUGGCUUUCUUGGUGGAAAAUGGCAAAGGACCAAACCAAUCAAUCCUUCCACCUCCAAAGGACCUUCCAAAAUGCUAGACCACAAGAAAGAGAGAUAAAAAGGAGGCAUAAUCCAUUACAAUAAAUAUCAAUUAAGAGAAUGGUCAAUCAAAAGGCAGAGAGAAGAAGAAAAUAGCCAUUGGUGGCUUUUUCUUUUUUGCUUUCUUAUGGAAACAGAAGAAUUUGCUUAAGCUUGUUGAAAUAAAUUUUACUUGUAAUUUAAUUGUUUGAACAAAUUAAGGAAUUCAUUUCUCU